Molecule: messenger RNA, 1335 nt
Organism: Amoebophrya sp. A25
Lineage: Eukaryota; Dinophyceae; Syndiniales; Amoebophryaceae
Source: the annotation of a GenBank genome assembly
GUUAUGUUUUUUAUCUAUCAACUUAUAAUAAUUUGUUUCUUUUAUCAUGUUCGUUGAUGUAGUUCGUAUACAUCAAUGUACCGUAUGCCACUUUCCUUGUUAUUUUGUUCGGAGAGGUUUCUUGAAUGAUCGAGUCUUCUUUUUUCUUCGAAUGCUCUAUCUUGCCUUCAUCACCAGGUUCUUCACAGCCAAGAAGAUGUCGUCCAUUCCGCAGAAAAGCAUCCUCGCGCUCGCAGCUUUUUUUAAGGCACGAAAGUGGCCAACUUUUAAUACUCCUCAUAUGCACACUCGUCAUAUCCAUUGUUAGCGAUAUUUUGGGUCCUGUCAUAUACGAACCCUCUCCCUCGUGCAUCUAUCCUUCUAGUAAAAAUCAUUAGAUAUUAAUGCUCGGGCUAUUAAUUUUAUCUCUCAUUCCAAUUUUUUACAAGUAAUAUUACUUUACUUUGACUCUUCCUUCUGUCAGUCUACUAGUAGUUUAAUAUUAAAUAUGCUCGUACGUCAUCGUCUAGUCUGCAUGAUAGAAGAUGAUAUGUCAUGACCAAGCAGCAGCAAAGUAGCCGUUGCGCUGGUAAUACUCUGUGGACGUUUGGUUCUGUGUCUGUCUGUACUCUCUCUCUUUCAACUUCAAGUUGAAGCUUUUAUUAGGCUCUGCGAGAUCCUUUGUUUGGAGAAAUAUCGAGUCUUUGGUCUUCCUCGGUUCAUCAACUUCAUAUCAUCAGUGGGCUUUUUAUUUUUCUUUUUGGUUAGCCUUAGCCAAAAACAAAGCCUCGAGCUAGAGCUCAUUGGCUGCGUUGUGAUCAUGGUGAUUGGCAGGGUACAUCGGAGACUAAAUGGCCACGACAUCUAGAAGUAUCUUCAGGGCCACACUCGUCAUUAGUCAUCUUAAUCUCCCCUACCCCUUCCUCUAGUUCUAAUCUUUCCACUAUUGUUGUGGGGCAGGAGCCGGCGCCACAGACUCCGAAUCUGCGAGGAUCUGCGUCUACCGCCUUCUUGGAGGAGAAAGUAGACCAUCAGCAGAAACAGGCAGUAGACCGUAAGCGUCAAAGCACGAUGGAGCAGAAGAAAGUAGAAGAAAAAAAUCAUAAGCACACGGAGAAGAAAGUAGAAGAAGGAGCCAUCCAGGCAGCGGGUAAAGCACUGGGUAACGCAUUUGCGAGGACGUUUCAACCCCCUCCGCCCCGGAGUAGAAAUAAUGGGCAAGAUCCGACGAAGGAACGGGGCCGGAUGGGCACGCCCAUGGUCCAUUGGGGGGGGGGGAAUUGAUCGCAAGUAGGGGCCAUGCUCUACGCUACCAGCACUUCCACUUGCUUGCAUUACAUUCAUGUCGUAGUUUGA